Sphaeroforma arctica JP610 is the source of this 436-nucleotide messenger RNA. RefSeq lists its product as hypothetical. The annotation marks the transcript as partial. Lineage: Eukaryota; Ichthyosporea; Ichthyophonida. Gene Ontology annotation, cellular component: nucleus; cytoplasm. The transcript has 2 exons. The record is from RefSeq and is a predicted model, not a curated record. Gene Ontology annotation, molecular function: molecular adaptor activity.
GCUUUGGUACAACCCUCUCCUACAUCCUCCAGUCUACCAAGGACAAGACCAGUGAGCGGUGCAUCGACUCGUUCCGUACUAAACUUCUGGACUUCGAGAACGUCGACACCGCGCAACGGUUAUCUCUGGCAUUUACUUUUAAGGAAAUCGGGCGGCACGCGCCCACGCACUUCCAGCGAUUCGCGGGAAGCUACCUGCCGCUGGCUUAUCUCGGUUGCCAUAGCGACGGCAAGGACGAGAUUGAGGCCUGGACUACUGUGUGGGAUGAGAAUACUCCUGGAACGCGUGCGGGCUUACGGCUGUACCAAGACGAACUACUGAGUAUCGUUCUCGAUAUGCUAGCCUCGUCGUCAUGGCAACAGAAACGCAUGGCAGCGCGAACAGCAGCUGACACUCUCAAUAACAUCGGACCGUCGUUGAAGGAAAAACUAGCCAC